GUCUGCGCCUGCAGCACGUGGGAAUCGGUCGCCUUGGUACGAAGUUUUUUGCUUCGACUAGGCCCUUGACGAGAGCCAUUUAGUGGAUAUGAAGUUGUACUGUCUGAGUCAAGAUCCAAACAAGUCAUGUUUGGUACUGAAGUAUCGUGGGACAACAUUGAUGCUAGACUGUGGGCUGGACAUCUGCACCAUCCUGAAUUAUCUGCCCAUUCCCUUAAUUCCAUCUUCCAGGCUUGCCUCUCUACCCACAUGGAAGCCUAAAGAUCAAGUGAUUCCUCAGCUUGAUGGAGUUGUCCGUGAAUGCUGCAAUCGCUUCUUUAUUGAUGGGGAACCCGAAUUUGGCACACCUCAGGAUGGGAUCAUUGAUGUCUCUGAUAUUGAUGCAGUCCUCAUCUCAAAUUACCUAUCUAUGCUUGCCCUCCCAUUUGUCACAGAGAGCCCAGGAUUCAGGGGUGCUGUGUAUGCCACAGAACCUACUCUACAAAUGGGAAGAUAUCUAUGUAGUCAGUAUAUCACAGAAGUUUGUCUCCUUGCUGAGAUUCACUCAUGUUUAUUCUCACCAUCUUGCUAUAUUCCCAUGACCAGGUUAUUCAUGGAGGAGAUCCAGGAGUAUCUUGAAGGCAGCAGCAAGCACAAUGACAAAGAUGGAUCAUGGAAGGAUUUUGUUCAUCUCCUCCCACUUCCAUUCAAUCAGAUGGGAUUCCAGGUGCACUCCUGGAAAAAGCUAUACUCCAGGGGUGUCUUGAAUGCUUCACUGGCCAAAAUCCAAAUUGCUGGAUUUAGUCAGUCUCUGGAUGUGUUUGGAGCUUUGAAGGUGUCCCCAGUAAGUUCAGGGUUUUGCCUAGGUUCAUGUAAUUGGCUCAUCACCUGCAGUCAUGAGAAGGUAGUGUACGUUUCAGGGUCCUCGACCCUAACUACCCAUCCAAGGUCCAUCGAUCAGGCAUCCUUAAAAAAUGCUGAUGUCCUCAUCCUCACUGGGCUCACCCAGACUCCAGCAUCCAAUCCGGAUGCAAUGCUAGGGGAUUUCUGCAUGACUGUUGCGCUGACAGUCAAGAAUGGGGGAAGUGUUCUUGUCCCAUGCUAUCCUUCUGGAGUAACUUAUGAUCUUUUUGAGUGCCUCUCAUCUCAUUUGGAGACAUCCUCCCUCAGCCACAUUCCCAUGUACUUCAUCUCUCCAGUUGCAGACAGUUCUCUUGCAUACUCCAACAUCUUUGCAGAAUGGUUGUCGCAGUCGAAACAGAGCCGAGUCUAUCUCCCAGAAGAACCAUUCCCCCAUGCUCACUUGGUGAAGACAGGUCGUCUGAAACCCUUCAGGUCAGUGGAAGAUGAGACCCUGAAUGCAGACUUCAGACAGCCCUGUAUCAUGUUUUGCGGUCACCCUAGCCUACGCUUUGGGGCAGCUGUCCACUUCACCAUGCUCUGGGGGAGCAACCCAGCCAAUACAAUUGUUUUUACAGAACCUGACUUCAAUUAUCUGGAAGCACUGGCACCCUUUCAACCGUUGGCAUUGAAGUGUGUCCACUGUCCUAUUGAUACAUGUCUGAGCUUCAGCCAGGCCAAUAAGCUUGUGAGGGAUCUACGCCCUGGCAACCUGAUAGUUCCUGCUCAGUAUCUUCAGCCACCUUUGUUGCAUCCUCAGACAGAUUUUGUCAUCAAUGCUCCAAGUAGUGGGAGUGUGGUGGGUUUUAGACCAUUGGAGGUGGUGAAGGUGCAGGUUGGGAAAGGGAAGGAUGGUUGGGAAGCCGGGGAAUUGGAUCCUCGGCUGGCGAAAGACCUCAAGAUGUGUCAGGUGAAACCUGGCGUUCAAGUUGCCACCAUAACAGCACUCCUUGAUGUAAAGGACAACCGAUAUUCUAUUCGGGCUCUACCACAGAAGCUGGGUGAGGAUCAGACGAGUUCCUUGGAGGCCGGGAUGAACAAUAAGCCGAAGUUCUAUCCAUGGGGUCCCUUGGACAUCACAUCCCUUGUUCAGAAGCUCACACAGGAAGGCAUUGUGAAUGCCAAAGUCGAAGAGACUGCUUCUGGCUAUAUAGUCCUCCUGCAAAACGAGGAUACUGUGAUCCAGAUCGAGGAGAAGCGGACGCACAUCUUCUGCGAGGACGACGCUCGGUCCGACCUCCGAGCGAAGUUAAAUCGGAUCAUCAUGAGCUCGCUCAACAAAUUCUGAUCUCUUGUAGCUCUCGCGGAC
Messenger RNA from Darwinula stevensoni, 2188 nucleotides. The record is from the annotation of a GenBank genome assembly. Lineage: Eukaryota; Metazoa; Arthropoda; Ostracoda; Podocopida; Darwinulidae.